AAUAUCCGGUGACGUCACUUCCCCGCGCGGAUUUGCUUUGUUCCGGCGUCGCCGUGAGACUGAAGAUGUCUGGCGUGUACGAAGCCCCGAAAGCCAGAAUCAACGCGUCCAUGCUGCCGCAGUACACAAACAAGCCGGUCUGCUUCACUGGACGCGUGGAGAAGGUUCAGCCGGCAGGGAAACACUUCACCCUCGCAGACGGGGAGGGCAGGAUGGCGGCCGUCGAGCUAAACGAACCUCUUGACGAGGAGCUGAGUGGUAUUGUCGAGGUUAUCGGUAUGGUGUCCAACAAAGGAACAAUAAUGGCUACUGCGUAUAACAUCCUUCGAGAGGAGAAAGGCAUUCCUUUUGACCUGGAGCUGUAUAACGAAGCCCUGAAGGUGAUCCACGACUUCCCUCAGCACUACCCUUUUGAGGUCACCACCAGUGGAUGAGCAUUUGCAGAUGGGAGUUUCAAGUCUACUUUCCCAGGAUCCCUGUAAAUUCACUUUGUUGUAUGCCAAUUUUUGUUGAUGAGUGGGCAAAUAUUUGUACAAAAUCUGUAAUUUUUUGUUGUUAAAAAUAGCAAACAUAUACCCAGUUACAUUUGUUAGUUUUCGUUUGUGAUGUUGGUGACAGGGUCCUCAAAGGAGGUAAUCCAGACCAAGAAAAUUGCUCACGUUUUCCUUAUCUAUCUUGUGAGUAUUCAGGAAUUUUGUGACAAUAAAAUAGGAAAACUG
This is a messenger RNA of Lampris incognitus (smalleye Pacific opah), 719 nucleotides long. RefSeq names its product replication protein A3 (gene rpa3). Bases 66 to 434 code for a protein of 122 amino acids. Gene Ontology annotation, molecular function: damaged DNA binding; single-stranded DNA binding. The transcript is spliced from 4 exons. The record is from RefSeq and is a predicted model, not a curated record. Lineage: Eukaryota; Metazoa; Chordata; Actinopteri; Lampriformes; Lampridae. Gene Ontology annotation, cellular component: site of double-strand break; nucleus; DNA replication factor A complex. Gene Ontology annotation, biological process: mismatch repair; double-strand break repair via homologous recombination; DNA replication.